Phalacrocorax carbo (great cormorant) is the source of this 11534-nucleotide messenger RNA. NCBI's taxonomy places the organism in Eukaryota, Metazoa, Chordata, Aves, Suliformes, Phalacrocoracidae. The record is from RefSeq and is a predicted model, not a curated record.
CACGCACACAGAGGCCACGCCGCGGGCACACGCGCCCCGCACCGGCACACGCGCGGAAGCGCCGCCCCGGCCCGCCCCCGCCCGCCCCGCGCGCCGCCAAUCCGCCCGCCGCGCACACACACACGCACACGCCCGGCCGCAACAUGACUGACGGACCGGCCGACUGACUGACAGACACACGGAGGUGCCGCUGCCGUUCCGGAGGGAUUAUUCACCCCGCGCCGCGGGGACGCAGGAAACCCACCCGCCCACCCAGCGCGGAGCGGGGCGGCGGCGCUACCGCGGGGGGCCAGGCGGGUCCCCAGCCCCCGCCGGCGGACGGCUGAGCGCCCCGGGCGCCGCAGGAGCCCGGCGAGAUAAGUUUAUCGGCUGUGAAGAGCCACGGACACUUUGUGCCCUGAUGGGGGACUCAGGAUCCAGACGAUCGACUCUAGUAUCUCGGUUGCCAAUAUUCAGGAGAAGUAUUAGCCGGAGACACGACUCCCUUCCUUCCUCACCUUCUUCUGCUAAUGCCGUUGGCGUCCACACCUCCUCCCCAUCCAGCACUAACUCCAGCUCAGGGAGCACAGGCAAGCGCCGGAGUAUUUUCCGCACUCCUUCUAUUAGCUUCCAUAACAAGAAAGGGAGUGAGCAGAAGCCUGACUCAGCUAGUCAAAACGUUAACAUCUCAAAUGGUGCCCAGUCCUCUCCCAGCACUUUGCAAAAACUGAGCUUAGAGGAACAUAUUAAAAGCAGAGGAAGGCAUUCCGUUGGCUUUGGCAGCUCGCGUAGCAAGAAGAUAACAAGGUCUUUGACAGAUGAUUUUGAAAAGGGAAAGGAGCCCUCAGCUAAUAAGAAUGUCUUUAUAAAUUGCAUAAGCUCUGGGAAGAAUGAGGGUGAUGAUUCAGGCUUUGCAGAGGAGCAGAGCCGAUACUCAGUCAAACAAUCCACGCGAAAACUUCUCCCUAAGUCUUUCUCAUCACACUACAAAUUUUCCAAACCAGUUCCGGAAAGUCAUUCGGUUUCUUCUGUGCAGCAGUCCAGGUGCGUGCUGGAGGUUAAAUCGUAUGUGGAAAGUGAACCUGUGAUUUCAGAGUUCUCUCCUUCCCAUUCGGCUGAGACGACAGAGUGCAUGGGAAGCUCCUUGCAGUCUCCGCUGCUCUCGGCCGACCUCACGGCUGCCCAGACCCCCUCUGACUUUGUUGCCCUGACAGAGGAUUCUGUUUCAGAAGUUGAUGCUCUGCCCAGCGGCGGGACUGGGGCACUGCUCGCAGAGGAUUUUGGCCACAAUGUCUCUACCUCUCAGAUCAUCUUUAAUCCUGCUGCUGCUCCUGCAAGGGAAACAGAUAUUGUGCAAAGUGCUGGCCAUUCUGCUGGUGUAUCUCCUGUGAGUCAUGCAAGCUCAUGUAGUGUUGAAUCUAAUAACUUAUUCAAAACCUCAGCUGCUAAUCAAACAAAAGUAUUGUUGCAAGCCCAUGAACUACAUAUUAACGAUACCAGGCACAUAGGAGAAAUUAACUCAGCAAAUGCACGUUUAGAAACCUUUGCAUUACAGUGCAGAGAAGAACCAGUGACACUCUCUCCAAAGGUACAGGGGUUGAGUGGGAACAGAGAUGAAAGCACGCCAUCCAAGCAGAUGAGAGAGACGAUUCCUGUAAUGGAGUCUAAGAUUGUUCCGUGUUCUGAACCUCAGUCCUUUAAAACACAACAGGGUUAUGAGACAAACCGUUCUAAAGUUGAUCUUGCCAAUAGCUUCAGUCCAUACCGAGAAGGCAGAUUUGUUGAGAAACGACUGAGAUCCUCUUCAGAAGGUACUGCUGGAGGUAGUCGGCUGAUCAUAAAACCAAAGGAUGGAAAUACAGAAGAGCUUAACAGCCUACGGAAGCAGAGAGCAAGCUCAUCCUCUUCAAAAAUGAACAGCAUGGAUGUUUUGAAUAACUUGGGUUCUUGUGAGUUGGAUGAAGAUGACCUGAUGCUUGACUUGGAGUUCCUAGAAGAGCAUCACCACCAUCGUUCUGUUUGCCGGGAAGACUCAUACCAGUCGAUAGUCUCAUGUGCUGCCGUAGUACUUACUCCUGUAGAGCCAACAGUGGAUACAAGAAAAAAAGAACAGACCAUAAUGCCUGAUGUGUCUAAACAGAACCUGUCUCUGAAGCUGUCGAAGGAGGUAGACCAAGGAGAAGCCAGGUACCCUCGUGUUAGCCAGCUGGCUGGCAGCCCAUCUGUGGAGUGGCCUUUUACUGGUCUGGAAGAAGGUGGAGGCAUUGAGUCUUUGCCCUUCAGAUUGAUGCUGCAAGAUUGCACAGCUGUAAAGACAUUGCUUCUGAAAAUGAAGAGGGUUCUUCAAGAGAGUACGGACAUGAGUCCAGCUAGUAGCACCACCUCACUGCCUGUUAGCCCGCUUCCUGAGGAGCCGUUAUUUUUCAAGGAUGGAAUAAAAGAUGAAUGCUCAGUGCUGAAGCUCCAGCUGAAGGAGAGGGAUGAACUCAUAGCCCAGCUUCGUGAGGACCUGGAAAAGGCUCAGUGCUUUCAGAAGGCUCUUGCUUCCCAAGCAGAUAAAUCCACGCAGACAGAACUCGUAGGCCACGAUGCUACAUAUCCAAACAGAAUGGUGAGCCAAAAUCUCAGCACAAGGGACAGAAAGUCAGCACAUACUCCCACCGAGGACCCUUUUAGAUACUCAUCAGGCAACCAAGCAACAGCCUUCGAAAGCAAGAGCUGUCAGCUGUCUAAUUUGUGUCUGAGCAACCUCCUGAAAGAGAAAGAGAUCGUGGAAGUCAUCAAGCAUACUAGAGGCACGUAUGAAACCAUCGCUUCAGAGGUCACCCAGAAUGGUUUGGCCACCAUGGCACCAAGUACAGCAAAGCCAGCAUCCAAGACAGACAGCUACCCAGUGUUCUCAGGAGCUCCAAAAGACCAAACUGCUGUACCUCGGCAGCAUACCACUUUCACAGGGAGACUCGGACAGCCUCCGAGGGGACCCAUCUCUUUACACAUGUACAGCAGAAAAAAUGUUUUCCUCCACCACAAUUUACACACAGCAGAGCUACAGACUUUAGGUCAACAAGAUGGGUAACAAGGUGCUUGUAUUCUUGACAUGGAAGGAGAGUUGAUUAAAGAUGAACAUAAGCUCACCUAAGAGCUCAGUCUUCAGUUUUCAGCUGCUGCUAUCUUCACCUGAAAAAAAAUUAAAAAUUAACGUUGUCUGUAAAUUCCGUACUUUCCUAUCUGGGACUGUGGCAAAGGGAUGAACUAGAUUGUUAAAUAACUAGAUUGAUUUGUCAUGCAUAGUCACCAUGGGUGUAAUAAAUGGGACCAUUUGGCUGCCAUUGCUAGUCCAAUAUUGGCUAAAUAUAUAUUUUUUAAGUUGUUUUUUUUCCUCUAUAAGCCACUAUCAUUCCCUGAAGUUCUAAAAGGUGAUCUUAAAUAAUACUGUGUAUGUUUAAUAAUGUUACUGUUAAAGUAGAUGUGAGGAAUGAAUAGAUAAGUAAUUAGUAAACCCUCUUGAAUUUCAUAGAGAUUAGGGAAAAACAGAGUCAGAAAUCUUUGAGGACCCUCUUUUUACACCUUUUUUUUAAUACAAUGAAGUUUACUCACUUGUAGGGGUGUGUUACCGCUUCCUCCUGUAUGUAUUUUAUGAUUGCCUCAAGCCACCAGUAGAGGAAGUGACUGAUUCUCCUCUAACAGCAAGGUUCAUAGAGGCUCACCAGGUGUUUGAAUCAAUAAUUGGGUACAAAACUGAGGAUGGCAACUUGGUUCCUCAACCUUCCCUUCCCUCUCCCCACCUUUAUUUAACUACAUUUGUUUGAGUAUUUUUGUUCUGUAAGGACAUGUCAAGUUGGGGUGGUAUUUGUGCUUUACAGGCAUUGUAUCACUCAUGACACAAUGUGACAUUCUAUGCUGUGUAAUGCGUCAUAUAAUUUCAUUUCACUUCCCAAACCAAAAAUGGGUGGAAGACUAAAGUAAGAGAAAUUGUCUUAUUACGCAGUCCAAAUUACCCAUGUAAGUGGUAAUUUCUGUAGACUGUAUCAUCUGCACUUAACUACCUGGUUUAUACCAACUCAGUGGAUUUGCUAGUCUUGACAUAUUACACAGCGAUGGGGUGAAUCAAAUGCUGCCUGACGUGCAACAUGCUGGUCUCACGGGAAUAUGAAAUCAUCUGAUCACACCAUAGAACUUGUAGACUUGACAGCAACAAAAGAUCCUGUUUUCCCCUUUCAGAGGGCUUGAAAACAGGCAUGUCAGUCAAGUUACUCUAAACAUGUGGCAUAUACUAAACAUGACACUUAGUUUACAGCCUCUCUGAUGGAGGGUAAUCUGUUUGAAUGGUAAUAGGUCAUACAGGUAGUAGUUUAUAAAUAAUCUGGCACAUUAAGUACGAUUGUGGCAGAUCUGAGACAAGUCACCUCUAUCGUCAACUUGUGAUUAAUAACAAAAGGCAAGGGUGCGGCGCAUUCUCAUACAAAGAAACAAACCAGUGUGACUUAACUGAAGUAGCACAUAAUGAAAAAUGAAGCUUCCAUAGCCACUAAAAAUGCUGUAACUUUUAAAAGGUAAGUCACAUACAGCAUAUAAAAUGAAUUAAUGAUACAGAUUUUACCUAGUGUUAAAUAUAUCUGCUUAACUAUUUAAUAUUUGGCUUAAUACAAGGAUUAGUUAGGUUAAGAAGAAAUUAGAUUAUGAGCUUGGCAGAUAUUCUGCAAAGCCAUUUUGGCAGCUUGAACUUUGAGGAUUCUAUUUAUUGAGGAUUUUAAUUUGGUUAAGCAAAUUUUGUGGUAUUAUCUGAUGUUGAAGAGAGUAGGUUUUGUCUAAAGAUUCUAUACUGGUAAUUUUGGGUACCCAGAGCUGGAUACAUAAGAAUCAAGACAAACAUUUGCCAAACUUCGUCUUCAUGUGUGUUUUGCUACUGCCAAAACAGAAUGUGCAAAAAUUGCAAACAUGGCUUGACCGAAUUAACUUUGGGUAUUCAAGACUCCCAGUCCUGCAUUGAAACUCAUAGUUUAAAGUUUACCCAAAAAGUUAAAAUAGUAGUAACAGAAUUUCACUACUCAGAAUCAUGUUUUCAUCUGACCAUUCUUUUAAGGUUAUGGUAGAUUGCAAGGACAGUUGGUUCUUACUAACAAUAUAUUUCAGUCUUGCUCAUCUCAAGAAUUGAUGUAUGCAAUUAUAUUUCAGUUCUGUAAAUAAACAAACAUACACUGAAAUCAAGGAAUUUAUUUUUCCAGGAUACAAAUGUACUAUACUACAUUAAAAAACAACAACAACAACAACAACAAAAAAUCUUCAAUUUUAACUGUAUUUUAACGUUUUAACAAUGUACUGUAUCUGUAGUUGUUUUUUUCCUGGAAAAAUGGACUUUUGGAUUACACUUUAUUAAAAAAAUCCAUCUAUACAUUUCAAAAAGAACAUUUUAAAUGCUACUAUUUUCUUGGAGAAUCUUUUAUAAAGCUGAAACUUAAAAAAACUGGAGAAAACUGUUCAACUAAAGUGAGGGAUAUUUUUAAAAUGUCAUCUUGAAGCUGUUUUGUAUCAGUAUUUUCAGCAUUGUUGCGUUAUUUGUAAUACUAAGUGUAAAUCUCACCCAGAGAAGGGUCCUAGCCACAUGUUAAUGUACAGUACAGCAGUAACUAUAAAACAGAGGUCCUUUGAUCCUCUUGUGUAUAUUGUAAAUCAUAAAGCAACAGCAUGUGGGCAUUCUUUCAGUGAAUUGAUUCCUUUGUACUAAAAAUCUCUAGUUUUUUAAGAGUUCUGUGUAUAAAAUGAUUUAUACAUUUCUCCAAGGCUGUACAUAUCCAAAGACAUGACACCAGGGGUAAAAGGCACUUAUGAUUUUUUCCAUGGAUGUACUUUUUUUCCUUUUUUUGUAUGUUUCUGUACAACAAAGCAUAACUGUAAAAUUUUUACUGAAAAUUGUUUCUUGUUUCUUCUGUAUCUUUUGGUGUGAUAGAGGGCAUUUUAAGGAGGAGGAAAUCCCCAAAGGAAAGCUGUUUCCAAUUGAAGCAGUGUCCCAUUUUUUUAAACAAUCACUUUGCAAAAGAAACGUUAUAUCUGUGCCCUAAAUAAUUUUUAGUAAUUUAAUGGAGCCACACCUGAAAUGGUAUAUAAUCUCUAGACUUACCCUUGCCUUAUUAGGGUGCUUCUGCAGGAUGUAUUUAUAAGAUACAGUAACAUGCUGGGGCCAAGCCUGGUCACAAAUUAUUAAGAUGGAACGAAAACACUUUUCCAGUACUGUUCUUAUAAUUGGCUUUCAGAGUAGUGGAAAGGUCUCUUUGGUAAACAUUGUGCAUGUGAAUGAAGUUCAAGCUGUUUGCUUGUGCAUAUUGGAGUGAGGAGUCUUACUACAAACCUCUCCUCCAUUUAGGCUAUUUAGCAGCAUCUGAAAGCACCCUGUAACAUAAAUUUCUGCCACCAUUUAAAGACAGGCCUAUCCUCUAUACAUGAAAUGAAACAGCUGGAAUAGAUUUCUUUUUUAAUCCAUAUCCUUACAUUUCACUUUAUUGCUUUUCAUUCCAAAAUACACAAUCCACAUAAAUGAACGGCUUUUCUUACAUGUCUCUUUUCCUAGAAAUUUUGAAAGAGGGUAUAUCCAGACCGAGAUGUUCACGUGAGGUUCAAAUGCUUAUCCAAAGCAUUUGAAAGCCUACCCUAGGUUAUUCAUGUUUGUCCUACAAGUUCAUUGCAGUCAUUGCAGACUGCAUAAAAAUUGAUAUUUUUACCAUUUCCUAAAAGCCAGUUUGGAAGUACUGAUUUCUGUCUGUGCUAACUGAUUCACUUUAUACUGUUAAAUACAGAGUAUACUCUGCAAGAUAAUAAAAAUAGGCUAUUUGCAAAUCAGUACUGUAGUUUAUACGACAUAACGGCUGUGCCAUGUCUGCACCGUUUCAAUUAAUACAACAUUGACUUCAGUUAGGCUAUACUGAGUUAAGUCACCUGAUGAUUGGGAUUGUGGGUUUAGGUCCAACCAGUCUCAGUUUAUGCGUAGGAGAUAUCUGAAUUCCUGGUUUACAGAAAAGACAAGAAAAGAUUUGACCUAGCAAAAAUGCCAGUUCACAAUCCAUAGCAGAUGUGCGCUUUUUUCCCCCCUUCAUGUUCAAAAGCAAAAAAAUAAUUCCUGCAAAACUCUUUGUAAACCUACAUAGGUCAUAACCGAAGUCCAGUAGAGUAACAGUGAUCUCUAAGGAAAAUUUGAAAAAAAAUACUUGGAGAAAAAAAUCCAGGGGAAUCUUCUUACUACUUAGUUUGUAGUGGUUCAAAAGCAUAAGUUCUGUAUCUGAGCACAUUAAUGAAAUAUGCCCUAUGGCCUCUUUUCUUCUGCUCUCGCUACUGAUGAUUUUUUUCUGGAUGAGAAUUUGCUGUUUUAAGCUUGUUCCGGAUGAAGUAGGCAGUGCAGAGUAAGAAAGUACAUUGAAAGUAAUGGUGGAGGUCUUCUCCGAGCUUGGAGGAGCACACAACAUCAUGUCCGUGAUGUAUUUUAGUGUUCUCCAGUGAGCCAGAAGUUGGCAGAGAUCCCUCAGGAGAGGAACAUACUCAAAUCAUGCAGGCCAUGACUGCCUUUAAACCGAGUUGACUCUAACGUGUCCUAUGUAAGGCACUUCUAAGAUCAUGUGGAAAUUUCAGCAGCUGCACAACAUUUCUUGCUUAGAUAUAUUUUUUUAGGGGUAAAAAUGCCAUGUGCUGUUUUCAACCGAGUAAACUCUGUCUGUUUGAAUCUUGUUUCCUUGCUCAUGAUCUGUCCAGCUUGUAAGAGUGUAUCCACUGUGACGUGUAUGGCACUAACUCCUUAUAGUGUAAAAGACACUGGAUAUCUGUCUUCUCUGAGGGGCUUGAGACUUGCAGUGUAUUUUCAGCCUAGGGCAACUGUCUGGAGUUAAUGAUCUUCUUUUUCAAGGAUCUUCUGUUGUUGGAAAGUUAAUGGUAAAGCAACUUGCUUUUUGAAAUAUUUUGGAAAUGUUUUCUGGUUAUUUUAUUUAAAUAUACUUAAAAUAUUUCUCUGUAUCUGAAGAAGAGAAACAAAGAAAAAAAUUCUAACUUUUAUAAGUAAAAAUUUCCUAUAAAGCUGGGCUUCUCAAUAGCCACAGCUGUCACUUGCAUUUUGUACAGCUGUGAAAUAUUUUUGGAGUUGCCAUUUUUGGUACCUUCAUUACCAGCAAAUCAUUACCCUAGUUAUGGGGUGGUUUUUUUCUCCCCUCAAUCCUGUAUUGAAACACACAGGGAGGACUGUUAAGGAUUUCUGCAGAAGUCAACCUGAUCCAAUGAAAGCAGGGCAAUGAUAACAUUACGUGAAGGUCUCUGUAUGAUUCUUGGGAUGCAAAACCUAUUCUGAUUGAUCUUAAUUAUGAAAGGCUUGUGAGAAUCUGAUGGAUGUGGCAAGUGUCAUAUCUGUUGCUUUUCCAAAUCCGUAUAGAGGUUAUAGAGUAGAAAAUACUCCACUGAGAAGAUUUUUCUAGUGUGCAAAUAAUAUUUCCUUAUAGGUUGUAUUGUGGCCCUUGCUGUGUCUCUGGAGUUCAGAAACAUUCCCUUUUAGGUAUGGACUUGUGCUGACUGUGUAGACAGGUCACACCACAGUGUCAUUUCUGCUUUAAGGAGGCUCCACUGGAUUUUUUUUAGUAUAUGAUCAUUAAAAUGUUUAGUAUUUUCUCCCAUAACGGCUGUGCUGCUGCUAGAAUAGUGAGCGGUACUUUCACAGAAAAAAAACUCCACUUCCUAACUGAAGGCUCCAACUCUGUUAGUGAGCUGUGGUUACAGCUGAUUUACAUUUUUGGGUAAAAGACUCUCAAACUUACUUAAGCACCUGUAUAAACAAAUACAUUGCCUGCGUUGAACCUGCUUUUAUUACAUUGGAAAGGACCUAACAGGGUAGUUUUCAAAUGUAUAUGCAUGUCAACAGUAGUAGUAGAAUUUUAAUUUAUUUUUACUUUUCCAUUAUGUCAAUGCACUUUAUAUGAGGGCCUAAUAUGAACUACAAAUUAGCCUGAAUUCUUUUUCUUACCUAAACUUGACUUCAACAGGGUUCAGAAUUCUCUGCUUAACUUUAAGCAUGUGAAUAAUCAAAUCAAAGUAAAACAAUUAAAUCCCGCUUCUUUGAAAAGGUAACAAACAAAUAAUAUUUUUUCUAUCAUAAACAAUUUUGUUCAUAUUUAUUGUUUGAAAGGUAUGAUGCAUAAAAAGUAUUUUACUUCUAUCUACAUAUAAAUACUUUUCAAAACCCCCAGAUAAGUAGAAAAGGUAAGAAACAGGCUUCCUACUCAAGUCCCCAGUCCAGCUAUACCAUCAGGCUUUGUUUUUCAAAUCAUUAAUUUCUGUAAAAAACCUAUCUAUUUCUUUCCCAUGGUUAGGAGUGCAAAAAAAAAAAAAAAUGUUUUGCACAUGCUCUACAGACUGUGUGUAGGAAUGAUCAAUAUUACAAGGAGGAUAUAAGCAAAGUCCUUAAUCAGUGAUGCGUCUGAUGUUUAAGCAAGAGGCUCAACAGUAUAUAAAAAUCUGUGUAAGUGGAGAACAGAUGUUUGUAGCUGAGAAGAAUCUAGUGGAAGAGUAAAGGGUGAGAGACUGAUAGCUCAUUCUCUGUUCCAGGGGUGGUGGUGCGUAGCCAUUUUCUGUGAAAUACGCUGAAGUAGUAUUUAUAAAAUAAAUCUCUUGGAAUAACAAGAAAUGAGAUAAAAUGAUCACGUAACACCACAAAGUACAGAUAAGGGUACUUCAAUAUUUUGAUCAAACAGCAUCUGAGCGUCUGAGUGAAUUUACGUCUUCUCAUUACCAGGGUGUUAUCUUUAUCUGAAGGACCGUUAGCAGAACAACAGAACUGCAUUGUAACACAGAAACAAUUCAGACAACAACAACAAAAAGAUCGUAUCCCUAAAGCUUUGCACUUUGUGUAGUUGUUUCUAGCUAACUGAAGUAGGUUUGUAUACUUGUAUUUCAUGCAGCCAUGGUAAUGCCCCUACGCUAGGUAUCGGCAUACUCUAGCCAAUAAGGAACCAUCGAAGAGAGUCGUAACCCGGACCCUACAUCAAGAGCUGCGUUGAGUUAGUAGGGUCAUGCUUUUGGUUUUACUUUCUAGUGAAGGACCACAGUUCUUGUGAGAAAACUUUUACACAGAUAUCUCAACAACCAGUUUAGCCUAUGUGAAAUUCAAACUGAUUUGGGGAGAAUUCAGAUUAGGCCAACUCUGAGUAUUUUUGAAAACUGUACGUGUUCUUAAUACUGCUAGUAGCCAUCAGAGAGCUUUAGGCAUUUUUUUUUUUUUUUUUAACAGAAGCGUUCUGCUUUAUGUAUUAGAAUCAGACAUUAGUUCUGAUCAUUUUUGCAUUGUGUACUUGUUUAUGAGUAUCUUGCUGUUCAGGAUGUGGUUUUUUUUUAAACUACUGACCACUAUAAAAAUUGAAGGACUAAUAAGGCAUUGAUUUUUGUAUUAUACGCUGCUAAGUACCCAUUUAAUUUCAAUAACAGUACACUGCAAGGUCAGUUGUUACAUAUUAUUGAAAACAAUUUUUAAAAUGUAAUUGGUAAUACCAUUCAGAUUACUUGAAUUAGAGGCUUUAAAAGAGUAAUAAAAUGAGAAAAGGAGGAAAAUAUUCACUUGAAACAUAAGUAUAAAUAAUGCACUGUUGAAGAGUAUCAAAAAGAGUACAGUUCUACAGGAGGCAAUGGAAAGCUUUUUCACUGAACAUACUCUAGUCCGGGAUUUCACUUUGAUGAUUUAUAUGGUAACUUAAAUUUAAAAAGAAAUAAAUAAUAAUAAUUUUUUUUUCUAAGAGAUAACACACUUUAAAAGGCAACUUAAACAUUCAACUUAGAGCUGAAUUUACAGUAGGGGAGAUAUUUGCCCCAAGGUACCUCACUUCCAGUUACGUUCUGAAAAGAAAGCUGUAAAGUAUAUCUAAGUUCUGAUUGGACAAGUUCAUUGGUGAUUUUAGUGGUUUUGCCCUACAAAGCCAUAAAUGCGUUAAAAUCUUAUACUUAUUUUACAGGCAGUUAUUAUUUAAUAUUUAAAAAUAUUCAAGGCACAACCCUAACCUUUGAUUUUAGUAUCACAGUACCUCACGUCCUCUGAUUUUUUUCUUUUAUAUUCUUUUUUUGAGUUGUUUUGAGGUUUUGUAAUUUGUGUGCAAUAAGAACCUGAUUGUUUCAAAUUCAGUCUUUGUGCACUGACUGAAAAAGAAUACAUAGCCUUUGGAUACAAACACUGUUGCCUCUGAAGAAUAUCAAGCCGCAUCCUGUUGUUUUUUUAACCAGAUUACUGUGGAUAUGUGUUCUGUGAGUUACUUUGUAAAGUUAUGGCAGUUCAUAAAACAGUACUAUGGGAUUCUAUUGGUAUUAUUUAAUGGACAUUUGUUUGUUCCUAUUUCUAGCUGGCAUUAUUUUUACUUUUACAUUUGAUGGAAAAAAAUUAAAUAUUAUUUUUGAAUAUUUAUAUGGAAUUUUAAUUUUAAACCUUACUGUAGAGGUGCAUAUUCAGAUAUUUCCAUAUUUGAAGUGAACAUAAAGGGCUCUUACAGUUUUUCCUUCCUUUCUGCCAAAAGAUAAUUGGUUAAUAAAAAUCCUAUGUUAUUCUAUGA